AUGGAUGAUAAUGAUAAGAGAUGGUGCAGACAUUUUAUUGAUGAAUUGUGGAAAUGGAAGAUUUGCCAGCCCUUUCGAUAUCCAGUCGAACCAGAAAUAAACAAUUGUCCAGAUUAUUUUCAAAUUAUUAAGCAACCAAUGGACUUCCAAACAAUUAAAUACAAAUUAAAUCAGAAUUCUUAUGAAGAUAUUCGCGAAUUCUUUAAUGAUUUACGAUUAAUAAGUUAUAAUGCAAAACAAUAUAACGGCGAAGAUACUUAUUACGGAAAGAUGGCAGGAGAUAUAUUAGAUGAAGUUAAUAAGCGUGCAGAACGUAAAUUAAAAUUCAAAAAUGAUACAUUAGAUGAAUUAGAAAGUUUAUCAGCACAAAUAUCGACACUAUUAGCAAAUCCACCACCUGAAGCUACAGUAAGUCUUCCGGUGAGAGUUAAUGCAAAAUCAAACUCAAAAUCUUACUGA
Messenger RNA from Trichomonas vaginalis G3, 459 nucleotides. Its product is annotated as acetylation-dependent protein binding. Gene Ontology annotation, molecular function: protein binding. The transcript has a single exon. The record is from RefSeq and is a predicted model, not a curated record. The coding region runs from base 1 to 459 and encodes 152 amino acids. NCBI's taxonomy places the organism in Eukaryota, Parabasalia, Trichomonadida, Trichomonadidae.